Molecule: messenger RNA, 1297 nt
Organism: Cucurbitaria berberidis CBS 394.84
Lineage: Eukaryota; Fungi; Ascomycota; Dothideomycetes; Pleosporales; Cucurbitariaceae
Exons: 1
Coding region: 405-1190 (261 amino acids)
Source: RefSeq, a predicted model, not a curated record
CAGCACUUCAAUGUUGACACAAGUGUAUUGAAAUGGUGAAAAAACUUAUCUGCACGAAUAGCAUAUCUUGGUAAUCCUCGAAGCUGAAAGGGUUCGUGCUGUUGUUGCUGAUGUAACGGACUUUACGACUCGAUAGAACAAAGAAGUGGCAUAUGACUAAGCUUUGCUAUAUGACGAAGCGUGCUCGGCUUUCUUUGUUGAUGACAUCGCACAUUGGGUGACAAUUUAUACUAAACGACAUUACACUUCACACUGCACACCUCGCACCUUUCAUUAUUACGGUUACGCAAGGCAACGUGGCCGACAACAUAGAGUACAAUUGCCGUGAGCAUGAUGCAGCAAGAAGACGACCAAGAGCACGGCGUCAAUCUUGCUGCAUUGCCUUACGCAUCACCAACAAAUAAAUGGGCAACACGGUCUCAAUCGAGUCAAACAUCCUCCUCUUCCCUUCUCCAGAGCCGUCAAAACGCGUCCACCGGCAUUGGACUUCCUCACCAGUCCAGAGGUCCUCCCAGGCCUUAGAGCAGACGUGGACCCCAACGUAUCGCCCUGCACCGCCAACUCCGAGUGUAGAGCCGCUUCAGAAUUCAGCUCAGAGUGCCAGCUUGACUUGUUACGAAGUCACCAACACAGGGCAAAACUCAAUUCUCACGACGCUCAAAAGCCUCUGCGACGACCUCCGCGACCCAUCGGACCGCCGCGCUCGAACAACAAUUAGUGUCCUACAUGAAGGCGGGUGGAUGCCACGCGCCAUUUUCCACAUCAGCGGAGACUUUCAAAACGCACAUUCCAAUUCAUUACUAUCUAUCCUCCUCAUCAAAUCUUCUACCCGCUCGGACCCGGAUGGCGAACAGGGGUCGACAAGUUCACACAGCUGGCUGCACAUUUACGAUGCUGUGCACCUUGCGCAGUCUUUCGCCGCAAUGCUCAAAGUGUACGCCUAUCAACGUUCGCUUAGGAGGCUUGAGCUUGAUGCAGAGGCGAAUGAAGAUAUGCUGGGUAUGCUGGAGGGGUGCGCGAUGGUCGGAGUGAGGUAUUGGGUCGAGGGUGGGCAAGCGACGGAGCAGGGCCAGUGUAAGAUUAUUGCAAAGAUGAUGAAACAGCUCGAAGGUUUGCUCUGGGGAAUAUGGCUCGAGGCGGAUGAUAGUCGGGGAGAUGCGAGGAGGGGAGGUGGAUGCGUCCCUAGCUGAGUGAGGUACUUGGAAGACUGGAGGAAGAAUGCGGCGGCUGCUGGGCAGCAUCACAUUUGUUGUAUGUUAAUAUAGCUCCACAAUUGCUCUGCGCUGCGUUAAUAACC